GGCCGCCUCCCGCCGCUGCCGCCGCAAAAUUGGCGGCGCCGCUGCUCGCCUUCCAGGCAUUUUGGACACCUUCAAUAUUUGCCUUCUCUUUUCUGGUCAAGCCUGAUUCAUGAAAUGGAACUAAAGCUGAAAAAUCAUCUACUUCUUUGUCUGCAAAUUUGAGACACGAUUGGGAUGGUCUUAAGCUCAUACAACUAGACUCUAACUGCAGCUAUGAGUUCAGACGAGAAGGGCAUAUCCCCUGCUCAUAAAACCUCCACUCCGACCCAUAGAAGUGCCUCUUCUUCAACAUCCUCCCAUAGGGACAGUCGGCAGAGUAUCCAUGUACUGGAGAGGACUGCUUCCUCCAGCACCGAGCCCUCUGUCAGUCGGCAGUUGCUAGAACCAGAGCCGGUCCCGCUCUCCAAGGAAGCUGACAGCUGGGAAAUUAUAGAAGGGCUGAAAAUAGGCCAAACCAAUGUCCAGAGACCAGACAAACAUGAAGGCUUUAUGCUGAAGAAAAGAAAAUGGCCUUUAAAGGGCUGGCACAAGCGUUUUUUUGUCCUGGAUAAUGGAAUGUUAAAGUAUUCAAAGGCACCACUUGAUAUUCAAAAGGGGAAGGUCCAUGGAAGCAUCGAUGUCGGACUCUCGGUCAUGUCAAUUAAAAAGAAAGCUCGGAGAAUAGACCUUGACACAGAAGAGCACAUCUAUCAUUUGAAGGUGAAAUCCCAGGACUGGUUUGAUGCAUGGGUCUCCAAACUGCGCCAUCAUCGAUUAUAUCGGCAGAAUGAAAUUGUCAGGUCACCGAGAGAUGCUAGUUUUCACAUAUUUCCUUCAACCUCUACAGCUGAAUCCUCACCAGCUGCUAAUGUUUCUGUUGUGGAUGGAAAGGUGCCACCAAACAGCUUUCCGUGGCAGUCCCCUUUGCCAUGCAGCAACAGCCUCCCUGCGACCUGCACGACGGGCCAGAGCAAAGUGGCAGCCUGGUUACAGGACUCGGAAGAAAUGGACAGGUGUGCCGAAGACCUUGCACACUGCCAGUCAAACCUUGUGGAACUUAGCAAACUCCUGCAAAAUUUGGAAAUACUUCAGAGAACUCAGUCAGCACCUAACUUUACUGACAUGCAGGUCCCUUUCAGUGCUACCAUGUCACCAGUCCGCUUGCACUCCUCCAACCCCAACCUUUGUGCAGAUAUCGAAUUUCAGACUCCCCCUAGCCACCUCACCGACCCUCUGGAAAGUUCAACGGAUUAUACAAAGCUUCAGGAAGAAUUUUGUCUAAUUGCACAGAAAGUGCAUUCUCUUCUAAAGUCUGCCUUUAAUAGCAUAGCUAUAGAGAAGGAGAAGCUUAAGCAGAUGGUUUCUGAGCAGGGUCACAGUAAAGGCCCCAGCACGCAGAUGGCACGUCUCCGACAGUCACUGUCUCAGGCACUCAACCAGAAUGCUGAACUAAGAAGUCGGUUGAACAGAAUACAUUCAGAAUCUAUUAUUUGUGAUCAGGUUGUCAGUGUAAAUAUUAUUCCUAGCCCUGAUGAGGCUGGUGAGCAAAUCCAUGUCAGUCUCCCCCUGUCACAGCAGGUAGCCAACGAGAGCCGCCUCUCCAUGUCAGAGUCUGUCUCUGAGUUCUUUGACGCCCAGGAGGUGCUGCUCUCUGCAAGCUCAUCAGAGAAUGAGGCUUCAGAUGAUGAGUCUUAUAUCAGUGACGUGAGUGAUAAUAUAUCUGAAGACAACACCAGUGUUGCAGACAACAUUUCUCGGCAAAUCUUGAAUGGGGAGCUCACAGGAGGAGCCUUCCGAAACGGCCGUCGAACAUGCCUGCCAGCCCCCUGCCCUGACACCAGUAACAUUAACCUGUGGAAUAUCUUGAGGAACAACAUUGGUAAAGACUUGUCUAAAGUCUCUAUGCCUGUGGAGCUAAAUGAGCCACUCAACACCCUGCAGCAUCUCUGUGAGGAGAUCGAAUACAGUGAGCUUCUGGACAAGGCUUCAGAAACUGACGACCCCUACGAGCGCAUGGUUCUUAUUGCUGCAUUUGCAGUUUCAGGAUAUUGCUCCACCUAUUUCAGAGCAGGAAGUAAGCCAUUCAACCCUGUCCUUGGGGAGACUUACGAAUGCAUUAGAGAGGACAAGGGAUUCCGAUUUUUCUCAGAACAGGUUAGCCAUCAUCCACCCAUUUCUGCCUGUCACUGUGAAUCCAAGAACUUUGUGUUUUGGCAAGAUAUCAGAUGGAAAAACAAGUUCUGGGGGAAGUCCAUGGAAAUCCUGCCUAUUGGAACACUGAAUGUCAUGCUUCCAAAGUAUGGAGAUUGCUAUGUAUGGAAUAAAGUCACCACAUGCAUACACAACAUUCUCAGUGGGAGGAGGUGGAUAGAGCAUUAUGGAGAAGUAACCAUUAGAAAUACCAAAAGCAGUGUUUGCAUUUGCAAACUCACAUUCAUCAAGGUGAAUUAUUGGAAUUCUAAUGUGAAUGAGGUCCAGGGGGUCGUAAUGGAUCAGGAGGGGAAGGUGGUGCACCGGCUCUUCGGGAAGUGGCAUGAAGGGCUCUACUGUGGCGUGGCCCCCUCUGCAAAGUGCAUCUGGAGACCAGGUUCCAUGCCAACCAACUAUGAGCUCUACUAUGGCUUCACAAGGUUUGCUAUCGAGCUCAAUGAGUUAGAUCCUGUCCUGAAAGAUCUCCUUCCACCGACAGAUGCCCGAUUCCGGCCAGAUCAGAGAUUUUUGGAAGAAGGAAAUUUAGAAGCUGCGGCCGCAGAGAAGCAAAGAGUGGAGGAACUCCAGAGAUCUCGAAGGCGCUACAUGGAAGAAAACAACCUUGAACAUAUACCAAAAUUUUUUAAAAAAGUCAUUGAUGCCAAUCAAAGAGAAGCCUGGGUUUCUAAUGAUACCUACUGGGAGCUGCGAAAGGACCCUGGGUUUAGCAAAGUAGACAGCCCUGUUCUUUGGUAAACUGGGAAUGUAGAGCUAGCCAACAUAUCAUGCUCUGAAUGAAUAAAUAACUAUGCACAAUUAUGUUUCCUAGAGCUCCGCGUGGUUUCUGGGUCGACUGAAAACCGACCGUUUGCUUUUCUAUUCAUCUUUAUAAUGGACUUUCAGAAGUGCAUUAGACAAGGCCCCUAACCACUUUUGGAUCCUUUCUGUUUUGCUGCAACCAUAUCCCUUAAAAAACAUCCACACCCUCCUUGAAAAGCAGAAUAAAAGGAGCGGAAUAUCAAACCCAAAGUCUGAAGUGUUUGUAAAGAAAACAAACUGUCACUGGUGCUUAAAGCCGAUCCAGAGAGUUUAAAGCAACAUGACAUAUAAACCACGCUUUUGGUCCUUUGUCUGGAAGCACCAUCCCCGCAUCAUAGAAGCUCCCGUGCCACGGCACUUGGUCAGCUCAGACUUCGAGUGUGUCCGUUUGAUGUGGUGUACUUGUGCUGACCUUGUCAAAAAAGAUGUGAUACUCCUCAGACCCUGUUCCGUCCGUACGCCAUUGUUCAUGCCUUAAGAAAUGCAAAGAUGUACAAUAAAUCACUUUUUAAAUGUGUGCUCAUAGGUUUAUGUGAGGGACAGCUCUUUUGAAUCACGGCAUGAUUCACUUUCUGGGCUCAGAACAAUUAUGAGACUAACGUAAGUGGAUUUUUAAAAAGGUAAACUACACACGCUCUACUUUGAUACGUUGGUGACUGUCUCCUCUACCUGAAGGGCAAGAAGGAAAAGGUGUGCUCAGUAGAUCUCUGUAUUCACAUUGCUCGUCAAGUUCCUGUCCUGCGCCCAGAUAAUAAACCCUCUUCCGCCUAAUCUCACAGUGUGCCCUCUUCUUUGGCAAUAUCUGUAUUUGAUUUGAACACUUGGCAUCAGUGUUAAAAGCGUAGACGGAAAUAACAGAAAGCAUGUGGAAUUUCUGCGUGGGCUUAGGAGUCACUGUAAAUGGAACUAUUUCUGAGUGGAGCACAAUGUAACCCGCAUCUCUGUCCUGGGCCCCAGCCCUGGGCACUCGCAGAAGCCCACUGGGAACAGAAGCGAGAGUACUAGUAGCUUAUUUGCAUUGUUUAAAUGAGUUCUAUGCAAAAUCAUAUUUUAUAUUUUCAUCGAGUGAUUCUGUAUGUACAGAUACGUAACGACGUAUUAGGCAUUUGCCUUGCUAUUGGCAGAGAUAAUAAAACAAGCUAAGGAAUUUAUCCAUCCCAACAAAAGCAGGGGGGAGGGGCAGAAAUAUGCUUUGCAUACUUCAGGAUUUGUUUUUUCUUCCAAUAUACAGAGGCUUUUGUAAGAAACUUGCAUCAGUGUUCCUGAGUUUCUGCACGUAGAUGACUAUAUAAAUGCCUGUAUGUUUAAAAAAAAAAAAAUCUCUUCAGAGUUUUUCCUAGAGAAUUAUAAAAUUACAUAUAUUUUAUUCUUAGGGUCUUACCAUCAGAUUUUAAGUGCUAUUUUAAACUCUGAUAACAAGGUUAUUGACGUUUACAUUUUGUUAUGAGGUGUUGAUUUUAGUGUUCUUUCUCCUCAGCCAAGCAUUCCUAAUUAAUGGCUAACCCGCUCUCAAACCCCACCUGCCGCUUAGAGCAGAAGGGAAAACUCUGGAGUCUCCACUAGGUGGAGCAGUGUGUUAGUUCUGAAGCUCAUCCCUCUCCUUGUAUUUGAGGCCCUACAUUAUGUGUACUGUAGGGUUUAAAGUGAAAUUUCCUUUUCAAAAGUAAACUCCCUAAUCCAUCACCAGAUCUAAGCAUUCCACUGGAGCAACACCCUCCCUAGGCUUCUCAAUGCCUUUAAUUCCCAUUUUAAAUCUGUAGGUGGCUUGCCUCGAGGUAGUAAAAUUAUUCCCUUGUUAUUGAUUUUUUUCUGUGCAUUCAUUGUCUUUUUAUCUGCAUCCUGAGAUACAUGCCUUUAAUUUCAACUAGAAUUUAAUUAGAAUUCAGUUGUCUUCCCCACAGAAGUCUGUUCUUCCACAGUCGGUAAAGCUUUAAAUACUGUUUAAAGGGGUUCUGGUCUGUACUUACUAGCACUUCCCUGAACAGUCUCAAAAUAUGUAGCCUAAAAAUAAGAAGAGAAUUCUGCAGAGCAAAAGUGCUCCAGUAGAGAAGUAGGAAGGUGAGGCAUUAGGUGACCAUGGGCGUAUCAGCCCGACACCUGAAAGAGGGCCGGGGCCCAUCGGGGAAGCAACUGCCGUACCUGGCAUUCGGGCUGAAAUGGGGAAAAAGAGUAACUACUAGAAAGGACCUUCACUAGAUAAGUUCAAGCUACAAAUCAAGUAGGUAAAUGUUGGUCAGAGCUAACCUGAAACUCUGAUUAGGAUGAGAAUGAGAAGAAUGUCACAUUAAUGAAAAGCACCACAUUUUAAAAUACCCCAGAUUUAAAAUCUCUUUUGAGAUCCAGAUAGUCUGAUUAGACUCCUAAUUCCAGGGUUCAAUUAAGUUUUAGGUAAUCCUCCUAUGCUACCUGAUUCACAAAUCUCCCUAUUAAGUAUUCAUGCCCAUGUAAUGGUCUCCCCCCACCCACCCACCCCCUGCCCACUGCCCUUUUUUGAACUUUUGAUUGAUAAAUCACGGUUUUAGGACAGUGAGACUUAUCCUGUUUGGGAUUUUCAUCCGCAUAAUCUGGGGGCUUUUGAAACUAGUUUAAACCGCAAAAGGAUAGAGUAAGUAUUAAAUCAUUCCUGAUAAAACCUGACUUCUUUCUUAGAAUUUUAUAUGAGCCUCUUUGUUUCAAGGGUCCUUUACUUACUUGUCUUUCCCCUCAAACAAUCUAAACUAGAGGAAGACUUAAUAGGUCUUUAUACCUCCCCCGUGAUUUAUUCAUCAGCUCUUUCAUCUUUCUGAGCUGGUCAUCAAGGAAAGCAGUAAUAAGUAAUGAUGGUCCUGUGGAUGUGGCUAGACUGAGCAGACCAACGGCCCACACCAGCACUCAUAGAGGCCGACCAGAAACCAAUUAUUUUGCUUCCAUAUGGAGGCUGCCACCCAUGGUGGAGAUUUACUCUCAGAUUUUGCUGUUAUUGUUGUGGUUUUUUUUAAUUAAGUCAUUAUUUUUCAUGUGUUACUUACAAGUACCCCAUAAUUUCCAGGCAGUUGUAAAAAUAAACCUCAUUUAAGAUACCUUUUAAUAUUGCCUGUCAAUUACAUGUGACAUAAAAACUACCAAAUGUAUUUUCCAAGGAAGAGAAACCAAGGGGUUGUCAAGGCAAAGGAUGCCAGGCUGCUGAUUUUCCAAACUCUUGCUCCACUUCAUCUUUCUGGUCCCGGUGCCUUUCAGCAAUCCCACUAACCAGUCGUUAGGGAUUAGAGAGGAACCCAAUCGAUGGUUUGCUUAGUGACUGGAGAAGACUUUAUAAUCAUAAUCUAAUGUAUAAUUUUGUUAUUACAAAAAUUAAUUAUCCAUCUUGUCUAAUCUUGUUCCCUGUCAUCCGAGAUAAUGAAGUGUUUGGGGGAGCAGAGCUCCUCACACACCAGGGGGUGUAAUAAAUGUUUGCACUUGGCUCAAGUGGUCAUAUUAUGAAUGUGGCACAGUAAAUAAAGUUUGUGUACGAAAUACCAGUUUAUUUCUAUGGGAGCCAUUAUGUUCAGGAUAUAUAUAAUGUAUCUAAUUAAACAAUUAUGCAUCUA
This is a messenger RNA of Callorhinus ursinus (northern fur seal), 6554 nucleotides long. It is a transcript of the gene OSBPL6, whose product is annotated as oxysterol binding protein like 6. Lineage: Eukaryota; Metazoa; Chordata; Mammalia; Carnivora; Otariidae. Gene Ontology annotation, molecular function: cholesterol binding. The record is from RefSeq and is a predicted model, not a curated record. Gene Ontology annotation, cellular component: cytosol; plasma membrane; perinuclear endoplasmic reticulum.